Messenger RNA from Cheilinus undulatus (humphead wrasse), 1269 nucleotides. It is a transcript of the gene gadd45ab, whose product is annotated as growth arrest and DNA-damage-inducible, alpha, b. Gene Ontology annotation, cellular component: cytoplasm; nucleus. NCBI's taxonomy places the organism in Eukaryota, Metazoa, Chordata, Actinopteri, Labriformes, Labridae. The record is from RefSeq and is a predicted model, not a curated record. Gene Ontology annotation, biological process: regulation of cell cycle. The transcript has 4 exons. The coding region runs from base 104 to 577 and encodes 157 amino acids.
CUACUGGAAACAGUAGAUUCACGGGGCAGAAUAACAGAGGAAACUCAGCACACAGGAGCACUCACUCUCCGCUCUGGAUAUUAUUGAACCGCAUACCGCUUUGAUGUGCAAUAUGACUUUUGAAGAAACCGGUGGAGAUAACUCUUCAGAAAGGAUGGAAUCGGUGGCUAAAGCAUUAGAGGAGGUCCUGAGCUCUGCAUUGCCUCAGGGUUGCAUCACUGUUGGAGUGUAUGAGGCAGCAAAGUCUCUAAAUGCUGACCCAGACAAUGUGGUGUUGUGUCUGCUGGCCACAGACGAUGAAGAGGAUGUGGCUCUUCAGAUCCACUUCACCUUGAUCCAGGCUUUCUGCUGCGAGAACGACAUCAACAUCCUGCGAGUGAGCAAUAUGAGGCGUCUGUCAGAAAUCCUGGGAGGAGUGAAACCUGGAGGGGAGCCCAUGGAUCUGCACUGCGUUCUAGUUACGAAUCCUCAGUCGUCGCUGUGGAAAGACCCUGCACUGAGCAAAGUGAACAGAUUCUGCAGAGAUAGCCGCUGCCUGGAUCAGUGGGUGCCUGUGAUCAACCUGCCUGACCGAUGAAACUGCUUGGAAUAUUAAUGUUUUGUGUGCAUUGGGGGAAAUGUAAUUGCACAAGGCCUGUGUUCAUGUCUGUGUUGGACUUCUCUGGAAAAGCCCCAGGAGGGAGUAAGAGAAGGGAGGGGCAGAAAAAGAACACAAGGAAGCGAAACGCUCCAACAUUUUACCAGGUCAGGGUGAACUCGUGGCCCAGGGAGGAGUGAGUCAGCACUCUGGGUGCCAGGAUUUCCAGUGUAUGACUGCACCUUUCUCUGCCGAGAAAGAAGCCUUUACAGGAAACUGAAUCAUGCGAGCAGACAGGAACACGCGGCGUGAGCACAAGCGCUGGACUUUUGGGGAAAAAAGCACACGGAGAGCUGACAGUUGUCAAGACUCCAAGAACUGGAUGGACCUUGCUGGAACAGACCAGUCAGAGCUCUCAGCUUCAAUUCCUCAUGAAAAUUAGACCAAAUCCAAGCAUUUCUGUAACAGCACAUUUAUUUAAAAGUAUUUAAGACUUGUCACUUUGAUAACUCAAAAGGGAAACUUUUCACAGUUUAUUAAUAUUUUAAUAUUUUAUGGGCAAUGCAGUUGUUAAGACUUGUCCAUUAACUGAUGUUUUUCCAUGUAAUUAAUUUAAAAAAAUAUAUUUAUUGUGCAUAGUUCAUAAAAGUCUGCCUUGUUAAGUUGAAUGAAAUAAACAACAAGGAACAGUU